Messenger RNA from Eurytemora carolleeae, 2263 nucleotides. RefSeq names its product solute carrier family 22 member 5. Gene Ontology annotation, molecular function: transmembrane transporter activity. The transcript has 25 exons. The coding region runs from base 109 to 2154 and encodes 681 amino acids. The record is from RefSeq and is a predicted model, not a curated record. Lineage: Eukaryota; Metazoa; Arthropoda; Copepoda; Calanoida; Temoridae. Gene Ontology annotation, biological process: transmembrane transport. Gene Ontology annotation, cellular component: membrane.
CGUUCACUGUUAUAUGUAGUGUACACUAUACACUCUACAAUUCAGUUAAAAAUGUAACUUUCGAAUUUUAUUCUUUCAGUUUAUCUCUUGUAAAAAAAGGAAGAAAAAAUGCCCAAGGUUCAAUCUGAAAACUGGGUGAAUAUCAGUGAAACAAAUUUAGAUAAAAAGGAGGAUGCGUCUGGAAAUGGCAAUUCAAAAAGCAAUGCUACCCCAGCAGAUGAAGAUAUUGAUGCUCAUAAAUCUUCUGUCUGUGAGAGCCCUGAAGAGAAGAAAUCUCCUCAUAUUAAAGAUUUUAACGAUAUGCUUCAAGCUGUUGGUUCAUGGGGGAGGUUCCAGAUUGGUUUAACUAUUUUCUUCUUUCCCUUUAAUCUGUUCCUUGGUUAUGUUUACCUCUCCUCUAUUCUCAUCAAUUUUGCUCCUCCACAUUGGUGUAAGGUGAAUGAGUUAAUGAAUCUGAGUAUGGAUACUAGAAUAAACCUGUCUAUACCUAAGGACAAGGAUGGGUACAGCAAGUGUACUGUAUAUCAUACUAAUUGGGAACAGGUGUUGGAGGAGGGGUUAACAGAGCCGGAUCCAACAUGGACACAGAUUGCUUGCUACGAUGGUUGGGAGUAUGAUAUAGAAAAUUACCACAGAACUAUUGUGACAGAUUUUGACUGGGUUUGUGACGAUGCCUGGAUUCCAGCAUUUUCUCAGGCAAUGUUCUUUAUAGGUGCUAUACCAGGAACCCUGGGGUUUGGUUAUAUGUCAGACCAUUAUGGCAGGGUACCAGCAACACUAGUCUCCAACAUGUUGGCGAUGGUUUCUGGAUUAGUUACACCCUUCACUACAAACAUGGCGUCAUUCCUCACCCUUAGAUUCCUUAUGGGACUAUCAUUUGAAACCAUGUUUUCUUCUCCUUAUAUACUUACUUUGGAGUAUGUUGAUGAAUCUAAACGUACUCUGGUGGGUAACCUAGGUUUAGCCCUCUUCCUUACCAUCAGUGGUAUUUAUCAACCCUGGUUGAUUAAAGGGGUUGGAGACUGGAAACCUUUCUCCUGGAUAAUAUUCUCCCAGAUGGCUCUUGCGGCAGCAGUUCCGUGGGUUAUGCCUGAGUCUAGUAGAUGGUUGAUGUCUCAAGGCAAGUCUGACAAAGCAGUUGAGGUUAUGAGAAGGAUUGCAAGGAUAAAUAAAAAGGAGGUCCCUGAAGAAGUUUUUGAGUCUUUUCGAACUCUUUGUACCAAAGAACAGGAAGCUGAGGGGUCAGAAAAUAAGAAGAAGAACUUAACAUUCCUGGAUUUAUUUCGGCACAAAAAUCUACGUAAAAUAACUAUUUUAAUAAUUAUUCUUUGGAUGGUAACAGCACUCGUCUUCGAUUCAACAGUCAGGAAUGUUGAGAAUUUGAACUUUUCAAUUUAUAUUUCGUUCAUGAUAUCAACAGGUCUAGAGCUACCAGCUGAUCUGCUUUCUAUUAUUGGAUUGGAAUAUAUGGGGAGAAGGUGGUCUGCUUUUCUUUCUUUAGGGCUAGCUGGCCUUUUCAUGCUCCUUACUAUACCAGCGUUAGGAAAUGUUUGGGUUGCCGGAGUACUAUCUAUGAUGGGAAGGUUUUGUGCAACCUAUGCUAUGAACACAGGCUUCCAAUUCACCGUAGAGGUGAUGCCUACAGAACUACGUGGUCAGGGAACUGCUCUAGCAAGUAUAAUGUCCAUGGCUGCUCAGAUAGCUUCUCCGUACAUAGUGUUUUCGGCCUCCAUUGAUCCUACUUUACCCUUCUACUUGAUCGGUGUACUAGGAAUACUUGGAGCUAUACCAGGACUAUUCUUACCAGAAACUGCAGGAACAAACUUGCCAGAUACAAUUGAAGAAACACAUCAGUAUGGAAGAUUGGAUAAUUUCUUCUGGUUUCCCUUAAUGGGACCUAAAAGAAGAUAUAAGAUAUCGAAAGAGGUUGGAGGAAAGGUGAUAAGUUCUGAAAAUAAAGCGUACAUGAAGACAAACUUAGAAGAAAAUAUUCCGGAAGAACAGUCGGAGGAAAAACCUGAUGAAUCUGGAAAAAAUAUGCAAGAUAAAUCUAACGAAAAUGCACAAAAUAAAUCUGCAGAAACUGUACAAAAUAAAUCUGCAGAAACUGUACAAAAUAAAUCUGCAGAAACUGUACAAAUUAAAUCUGCAUAAACUGUACAAAAUAUGUCUCAAGGAAUAAAGUAAAAAUUGUGAUGAAAGCAUUUAAAUGAACUCUUCCACACAUAUAUUAUAUCAGUUGGCAAUAAAUACAUUAAAUAUA